UCCCAACAAAUCUUGUUUCCUUAAACGGCAACAUGUCUUCUUGACUUGCCAUCAUCACCCAUUUCCUUAAACGGAACAACAAAGACCAAACCAAACAUAUAAGCACAAUGGCAACGAAGACCAGAAGAAUACAGUUCAGUUUCUUGUUGCGAAGAGGGCAAAGUUAUGAAAGAAGAUGGCUCUGAAGCAGCUCAUCCAGCUUCACUGAGAAAAAAUGAAGCGUUGCAGCUCGAGCGAUCCCGAAGGGACAAGAUGGCAGAGUUUUACACUGUGUUGCAGUCCAUGGUGCCUAAUCUCUUUCCUAGGGCAACAAGGACGAGAGUCGUCGACGAAACAAUAAGCUACAUAAAGUCCCUUGAAGGAGUAGUCACUGCACUAGACUCCCAGAAAAGGGCUAAGAAGCUGCACAGACGCAGAAACUCAUCCAUCACUAUAACAGUCUCCAACAGAACAGCGUUCUUCGCGUUGCGCGUUGCUCCUGGCCACGGUCGCUUUGCACGCGUAAUAGAGGUAUUUGAGAAGCACAAGGCCGAGGUGCUGGCGGCGACGGUGGUGGCGAGCGAGGAUGGAUGCACGGACGUUACGGUCACCGCGUUGUUGGAUGGGGAGGAAAGCGCGGAGAGGAUCAAGGCCGAGCUGAUGACACUCUAGUACGGUCGACCGUUUAGUUUCUCGCGACCGUAGUCGCAAUGUAAAUAUCCGUUAUAGUCGCAGUUGCUUGGUUCAGUUUUAGUAUGAAGUUGUGGUUGUAGUCAGAAGCUUGUAUUGCAACAUGGUUACGUUUCAAACUGAAGCUGAAACUGUCAGGUUA
Molecule: messenger RNA, 811 nt
Organism: Asparagus officinalis (garden asparagus)
Lineage: Eukaryota; Viridiplantae; Streptophyta; Magnoliopsida; Asparagales; Asparagaceae
Exons: 2
Coding region: 166-651 (161 amino acids)
Biological process (GO): regulation of DNA-templated transcription; endosperm development
Molecular function (GO): protein dimerization activity; DNA-binding transcription factor activity
Source: RefSeq, a predicted model, not a curated record